CAGGAGAGGCGCGGCUCCGCCACGGGCUGACGCACCGUCGGAAAGUUGCGCGCCGACCUUCUUCCACCUCGUACUUUCUUCCCGGGGCACCGCUGUAGACUUGGAGCUGGGUGGGGAGGACCCGGGCCGAGGCGUGAGAGCGGCCGCCGGCCGGGGCGCAGAGCGGACUGUCCCGGUCCCGGCGAGGAGCCCGCUCCCCCUUCCUCGCGGUGCCCACCGCGGUGGUGGCACAAACUUUCUGGACUGUUCCCGGCCAGUCCCGGCGAGUCCCGCACCGGGCCGGGAGGAGGAGCCGCGGCCGCUGACAGAAGUCUACAAUCAAGGUGUAGGCAAGCCCAUGCUCCCUCUGAGAUGCUAGGGGAGAAUUCUUACCUCUUCCAGGUUUGGAAGCUGUCCUUGGCUUGUGGCUGCAUCUCUCUGCACCGUCUCAUGGCCUACUCCUCUUGAUAUGAUAUAUGCAGUUUGCUUUAAAACAAUCCAGCAGAGGAAAGGAGUGGGAAUGGAAGAUUAUAAAUAGCUAUACAUUGUUAAUUCUUGAGCCGAGUGAUGGCAGUUCAUCAUACUACUCUCUCAACUUCGUUUUGGAAGUCUUCUUCUGGGAGUUGCCAGCAGUGCCAAGUGUUGGAGAAAUCUUUUCUGCCCCUCUGAUAGAGUGAAGUGAGCAAACGCAACCUAGCAGAAGGCUCGUGAAGAGAGCACUCACAGGUUUCGAAAGUGGCAAUGAAAUGUGAAGAAGUUGCAUUUCUACUGUGAUACUUGAAAGUUAGUGACUGCUUACCAAAUUUUCAUGAAAAUUAAAUAUGACUUAGAAGCAUUUGGUUUAUGAAGGCUUAUGAUGUCAUCGGUUGCGACAGAAGGCAAACUCCAGCAGGCUGUGAGCUUGCAGGGAGUUGACCCAGAAACAUGCAUGAUUGUAUUUAAAAACCACUGGGCGCAGGUUGUGAAAAUCUUAGAGAAGCAUGACCCCUUGAAGAACACCCAGGCAAAAUAUGGGUUCAUCCCUCCAGAUGAGGCCAGUGCUGUACAGAACUAUGUAGAACACAUGCUCUUUUUGCUGAUUGAAGAGCAAGCCAGGGAUGCUGCCAUGGGGCCAAUCCUGGAAUUUGUGGUCUCUGAGAACAUCAUGGAAAAACUCUUCCUUUGGAGUCUGAGACGGGAAUUUACUGAUGAGACUAAAAUGGAGCAGCUAAAGAUGUAUGAGAUGUUGAUCACCCAGUCCCACCAGCCUCUGCUGCACCACAAGCCCAUCCUGAAGCCCCUGAUGAUGUUGCUGAGCUCUUGUUCAGGAACAGCCACCCCCACUGUGGAGGGGAAGCUGGCUGUCCUGCUCAAUCAGCUCUGUUCCAUUCUUGCCAAAGAUCCAUCCAUCCUGGAACUCUUCUUCCACACUAGCGAGGACCAAGGGGCUGCCAACUUCCUCAUCUUCUCUCUUCUGAUUCCCUUCAUUCACCGGGAGGGGACUGUAGGCCAGCAGGCCCGGGAUGCUUUGCUCUUCAUCAUGUCUCUCUCUGCUGAGAACAGCAUGGUGGCCCAUCACAUCGUGGAGAACACCUACUUUUGUCCAGUGCUUGCGACCGGGCUCAGUGGUCUCUACUCUUCCCUGCCUACCAAGCUGGAAGAGAAAGAUGAGGAAUGGCACUGCCUUCUGAAGGACGACUGGCUCCUUCUCCCUCCUCUGGUCCAGUUCAUGAACUCCCUUGAGUUCUGCGACGCCGUCAUUCAGGUGGCUCACCCCUUGAUUCGUAAUCAGCUUGUCAAUUAUAUUUACAAUGGAUUCUUGGUACCAGUCUUGGCUCCAGCUCUCCAUAAGGUGACUGUGGAGGAGGUCAUGACCACAACUGCAUAUCUGGACCUUUUUCUGCGUAGCAUCUCCGAGCCAGCACUGCUUGAGAUCUUCCUCCGUUUUAUCCUGUUGCACCAGCAUGAGAACGUCCACAUCCUAGAUACUCUCACGAGCCGAAUCAACACCCCAUUUCGGCUUUGUGUGGUGUCCCUGGCAUUAUUUAGAACUCUCAUCGGUUUACAUUGUGAAGAUGUGAUGUUACAACUAAUUCUAAGGUAUCUGAUCCCUUGCAAUCACAUGAUGCUGAGUCAGAGGUGGGCUGUGAAGGAGAGAGACUGUUACUCUGUUUCUGCAGCCAAGCUGCUCGCCCUGACCCCCGUCUGCUGCUCCAGCGGGAUCACCCUGACGCUUGGGAACCAAGAGAGGGAUUAUAUUCUCUGGUCAAAGUGCACGCAUGAUCGUCCAGGGCCCUCAGAGCAGCUGCCCCCCGAGGCGUUCUCGCCGUCGGCCUGCAUCGUGGAGCACGGCAAAGCCUUGGACAUCAGCUACCUGCAGUACCUCUGGGAGGCCCACACCAACAUCCUCCGCUGCAUGAGGGACUGCCACGUGUGGUCCGCCCUGUACGACGGAGACUCCCCCGACCCCGAGGCGCUCUGCCCGGCUCUGCUGGGCCCGCCCGAGGAGAGGGCUCCCAGCACCACCUACCCUGUGCUCAGGCUCCCGCAGCAGCUCCCCGGGACGACGGGGCCCCAGCUGGCUCCCGGAAAGGAGAAGAGCCACACGGAGCUGGAGUGGGACAACAGCUACGACACCGGGAUCUCCUCGGGGGUGGGCGGGGGCUGCCCGGGGCCGUACGAGGACGCAGAGAACUCGGGCCCCCCGGCCCCCGUGGAUCCUCCCAGACACAUCCAGGAGAUGAAGAAGAACGCCAUCCUGCUCUUCAAAGGGGCCUACAUCGAAGAGUCCGACUUCCAGGAUGACGUGAUGGUGUACAGGCUGUGUGCUGAGAAGGACGCUGAGGACACCAGCGGCUCACGGGAGGACGCCGCGAGGCCCCCAACCCAAGCCCAGACCCAGGUCCAGGGUCCCCCCGAGAGCAACGGCCCCCUGCCCGGCCCUCAGCCAGAGACAGAUUCAGAGGAGGAGCAUGCUACGGACGAUUCGGACGCGUGUCACGGUGUGUCCAAGGAGCCAGAAGGAGAGAACGAGCCUGACGUCGCCCUGGAAUCAAGCCCCGAGUUGGCGGCCCCCGACCCCAAGGCAGAGCACGGUGCACGCCCGGCAGUGACUAACCCCGAGGGCGAAGAUUUCAUUGCCCAGUGUGACCAAAUCAUUAAAGAACUGGAUUCCAGCGCCGGGGGCUUGAUGGAGCAGAAUUUCUCCUCACCUGACCCAUUGCUUCUUACAAAGGAGCCGGAAGAGGAGGAAGCUGAGAGCAAAGGAGAAGAGGGGGAGGGGAAGAAGAAACCAGAGGGGGAGGAGGAUGACUUUGACUCUUUCAUGGCUGAGACUCCUGCCGCAGAGACCCAGCCGUCCCCGUUUGGAGCGAGAGAUGAGGCUGCCUUUGCCAGUCACCGUCCCGCGAGGACUCAGAGCACCCCAUUCACAGGCCCGUUCAUCAGCGUGGUGCUGUCCAAGCUGGAGAACAUGCUGGAGAACUCGCUGCACGUGAAUCUGCUGCUCAUCGGCAUCAUCACGCAGCUGGCCAGCUACCCGCAGCCCCUGUUGCGCUCCUUCCUGCUCAACACCAACAUGGUCUUCCAGCCCAGCGUGCGCUCUCUCUACCAGGUCCUCGCAUCUGUGAAGAACAAGAUUGAGCAGUUCGCCUCUGGGGAGAGAGACUUCCCGGGCCUCCUCAUCCAAGCCCAGCAGCACCUGCUCUUCCGCGUGGACCUGUCCGACCCGAGCCCUGAGGCACCCAACAAAGUUUCAGAUCCCGUUCAGGACGCCUCCAGGACAGGGAGCGGCAGGAGUUUUCUGGAUGGCCCCCCACGAGUGCUUCAGCCCUUCCUGACAAACAGAGCCAAGGCGGCCGGGGCGCCCCCCAGCCUGCCCCCGCCCGUGCGGGACACCAUGCUGGCGGCCGCCCUCUUCCCCGAGUUCCUGAAGGAGCUGGCUGCCUUGGCCCAGGAACACUCCAUUCUCUGCUGCAAGAUCCUGGGCGACUCGGAUGACAGCUACUGUUAGCUUUUUCUUUUCAAAUAGAGGUUCUUGUUUUUUUAAGGUUUUAGUGUCUUGACUGAACGUUAAAUGCAAAGCUGCUUACAGACACCUCUACUUUGAGACUUCCUGACGAUACUUGAUACGUGGGGAGGGGGGUUUUCUGUGCACCUCCUCUCCCCAGCCGGAUCUUCCCACCUUGUAUCCCCUAGAAUCUAAGUCUUGGCUCAGUUUUUCCUCCUCAGAGUUCCUGGUCCUUAUUCUCCCAUCCCUCGGAGCCACUCAGCUUGCAGCUUCGAUCACAACCCAGCGAACACCGGAGUCGGUGAUUUCGGGAGGUGCCCGCCUCAGAAGGCCCUUCAACAGCACGUAAGAGCACACACCUGCCCCCGUGGCCUUCUGCGUCGUGGCUUCCGUCUUAUAAAGAGAAAGAUAAAGAUGGAGCCCUUCUUGCCUCCGUCACGCAAGCACACAGCAUCCGUCCCUUUGCACUUUACUUCCAAGACUUGUAUUCCGCCCAACACGUGUUGCCUUACAGUGCAGGCAAAUCCACUGGUCUCAGCUCUCUGCCUGGGAAGUCAGAUGUAGUUGGAGAGAAUUUGGAAUGCAGGGAAAUGUUCUUGUUGCUCGAGAGCUUUCUUUGCUCAGUAUAUCACUACCUAAACACUGAAAAUAGCCUUAUUUUAGUAAGAUUUGCACAAAAUGAACUAUGCCUAUGCAAAAUGUUACUUUGGCUUUUAGGACUUAGAUCGGUGUGGUGAACAAAGCGUGGUAUAUGCUUAUGUAAGAAGACAACCAUCGAUAUUUUUUAAGUGUUUUAUGAAAAACAAACUGGUUCAUCUGUGAAACUGUCUCAUAGUGGGUUUUUUUUGGAGGGGUAUGGUGUGGGGGAAAGGAUAAAAGUAAACUAAAUACAAUCUGUACAAACCUUGGUAAUUAUUUUAAAAUCUGUUUGCUUUUUCUAAUAUGUUGCACUUUGUAGAGAAACAGGAACUGUACAGCCACUUAGGGAACGAGGAUGUAAAGGCAAACAGGUCGCGGGGAGCCCCGCUAAGCCGAGUGCCUGCUGGGGCCUCACUCCACACAGAAACGCUGCCUUCUGAGUAAUGGGGUUCAUUAGGAGGCCCCACUGUGAUGUAUUAGUGCCUCUCUGCUCUGCAGCCUGCUCGCCAGGUGUAAUUAUACUUUUAGAGCCAUGGUCUUCCUACCACAGAGAGAGGGGCAAACACACAAAAUAACUGUGGGCUAAAAAAAGAACGAGACAAUAAACGACUGAUAUUCAUGGAUAUCAGGUUCCACUCUCCUGUACUGUGGGCAGGUGAGAAGCACGUAAGCAGGAUGACACCCCGCCCCCCGCCCCCGUUGGGAAGGAAAUUGGAAGCCCCGGGUCUCUCUGUUCUUUCUGCGGGCAUGUUGCUGAGCCCCGGGGGCAGUCACAGGGCUGGUGGUGGUGCCUCAGGAGCACUGGUUUGGUUUUAAUCAAUCAGGCCCUCGUACAGCAGGGGCGUGGAGGAGAGAAGCACAUCUGAGACGCUGCAGAGCCGAGGCUGCCUUUUGUGUUUCAGGGAUCUUGAAGCGAGUGAGCCAGUCCUGGAAUGAAGCCUCAGGAGCCCAGCUUCACGGUGCUUGCAAGUCCAGGCAAGGAACCAAAGAUAGUGAUUCGUUGUACAUUUCUGACUUCAAACUUGUCUGUCUUGAAAGAUAGUUUGCCCGGCUGCAGUGCAGCAGCCGGAAUGUACGAGGCCCAGCGGACUGGCCUGCUCUUGGCUUCCCGACAUCCACCUGUAUUUGCAUAAGUGUCUCUACUGGAGAAGUCAGUGGCUCAGAGAUCGAGAGAGAAGAGCAGAAGAUGAGUUUCAGCUGUAAUGUAUUACCCUCCAACUUUGUUUUGCACAAGUAUUUAUCUUCCAGUUUGGACUCACCAGGUAUAUAAGAAGCUAAAGUCACGUCUGAGAGCCAUAUUCUUCAGCUUUCUGGUCUGAUUUCCACCUCUCUCCAUUAUCUGGUGAUGGUGUCGAUUCUUCUCCUUGAGUCCAUGUUGCUCUAUUAUAGAAAACCACAGUCCCCUUUGUGGAAGGCAUCAUCUGGGAAAGAGUAUUUUUUUUAAGUAGGUACUUAAAAAAAAAAAGUAGAUUUGCUUUAAAGGAGGACAGAGAUCACCGGUGUGGGGUGAGAGGCAGGAAAAUUAACUAACUCCCAUGGUGGGGUGCUGGUAGCAAACCCACAUGACAACCCAGCCAGUUUGGAGGUGGACACCGGUUCAGAUUUCUGAAACCACUGCAGCCUUCCACCAGAGUACUGAGUCCAGCGUUUCUCAAAAUGAAGUCAGAAAAUGGACCUGGAAAUAUAUUCCAGGGAACUGGUGAACCCAUGCAGUUGAGGGGAACAGCCAGGUGGGUUAGGUUAAGGAUGGUUUGGGGGUGGUGUGGACAUGCGAGAGGAAACACAGCAGAAACCGGAAGCUAAAACAGAAGAACAAAUCCUGGGGGGUUGGGAGGAAUGAACAUUGAUCUAGGCAGACGGGAAGAUACUGAACAGCAGGGGGUGGCGAUGGGAAUUCCUUGAUGGGAAAAAUCGCGGUAAUGAAGUAAAAUGUUCUAGUCAUAAAGUAAUAGGUGACACCCUUAGAAAUCUCUUUUGCAAGGAGUUUGGGGAAGGAUUUUGAACGAUACUUGGCAUGCUUUAAAUGUGCCAGUGCAUGGAUGCCUUUGCAUGCGACAGGCCCCCAGGACUCAGUGGACACGGGCUUUGGUGCAGCCCCUGAGGUUGGCGUCGCUGUGUCGAGCCUGGUGGCCCCGGGCAGCAGAGGUGAGUCACGGGUUCCUGGAGCAUCACAUCCUUCACCUUGAUUCAAAACUCAGAGUCUGACGUAAAGUUCUAGGUGGAGUGGAUUUUGUGCUUCAAAAUAUAGGAGAGCACUGGGAUACUUAAAAUUGAUUUUUGGAAGUGGCCAAAUGUUUAAAAACGUUUGUUUUUUAAAAUUUUAAAGCGAUUCCAGGUCGAGUUUAGCCGAAAAUAGUUUUAUGGAGUGAAUUACAGAUUCCCAGACACGAAAUGGGAAUGCUGGAGUAACCAAAUCAGAGAUGUGGUUUCAUUAGUAGGUACUUCCUUUCCUUCGCCGGUAUUUAGAGGAAUUGUGAAAUAGUCCCCAUUUGACUUAGUAAAAUACUUUGACGAGCUGGGGUUGGAAUCGAUGCCUCUGUCACGUGUAGGGAGGACACAUUCACUUCUUCCGCGGGUCCUCAGGGGUACCUUUUCCUCAUCAAGUGGCUCUUACUUAGGUCUGAUGCAGUUGUUGAUUUUCAAUCCAUUAAGACAUCCUGGGUCCAGGGUGCUGUCAGGAGAGCAUCCUCUUAUGAGUAGAAUCUAGAGACAGGAUACGUGACUGUUCAGGUUACCUGUUCAUUUUGGGCAGCCCAUGGUACUCGGGGUUGAAAGUCGUUUUUGAUGUCUCCGAAUCAGCCUGGUUGCCAGGGUCAGUGUGGGUGGGUUUCCAGCUGUGUUCAGAGGUUUGGGGCUGUGGGUAGGCUGCCCGUUCUGAACGUGGGGUCACUGUGCCUGGGCUGCUCUCCUUGGGAAGUGCGGCCCCGGCGGGGGUGGGACACGUCACCGGUGUGACGGUGAAUGUCUGCAGCGCACACCCAGCUCUCACGCAGGGAUGGGUCAAUGUAAUUGCUAACUACCAGCCGUGUAUUUACUGAAGUGGCUGGCACGCUUGGCCAUUUUUAUGAAACACUUUACUGCGGGACAGCUAUUACUGCAUGUGCUACUUCGAGUCACUGGCCAGGCCGGGGUAAUUUGUGGCUCACCUCGCGUCCCCGCCAGCCUUGCGGUAUUAGCUCUUCCUGAACAGCAGCGCUCUGUAGCUGAGGCCACGACGCUUUAAGUCGUUAAGAAGAUAUUCUCGGCCCCUUCUCGCUUCAGCCAUCAGACUGUAAAUCACACAACACUCAUUCUCCAUCAGAUAACAGCUUAAGACAGAACCGGUUUAUACUCCAUUCUUAAAUCACAUCACGGAGGAAACAUUUUAAGAAAAUGGAGUUGACUUUUUUUUUCCUUUUUGAAUGACCAUCAUAAACCUAACGCUUUAGAAAGAGCUCUCAAAAGACUAAGAAUUGUUUUCGGGAUAAUUUUGCCUCAGUAAAUUCUAUGUUCAGGCGUUUAUUAGGCCAUUACUUGUUUUGGAGGACAGAUCAUCCUGGCAGCUCAUUAACUGGAUAAACAGGGGCUUCAGUGAAAGAUUUUCGUUGAGGCUUUGUAGGGACCAGAGGGACAGGGGCAAAGUUCUUUGGCCUCUGCACUUGGAAUCCUAAGACAGGAGCCGAUUUUAGCUGGGACUGCCCCUCCCUGUCCUGUCAUCAUUGUGAAUUUUGGAACAAGGCCGCCAGUAGGGUCUGCCCGCAUGCGUUCCAUACAUAUUUCAGGCAUCUUUGGGGAACCUUAGAUUUUCUGUGUGCUUUCCGAACCUGACAAGGGUUAUAGCAGCUCUUAGGCCAGAUUAUGCAUUUCAUGGAGCUGAGGCUGCAGAAGUCUGUGCUUCUUAGGGCAGCAGCUGACUUUUUACUGGGACAAGUCUAGAAAAGGCCCACCUAAAACGAGGUACCGUUUUGCCCUGCAGAUAUUUUAACAGAGAUUAUUUGGUGUUGACAAUAUUACUUGAAUGAUUUUUGCUAAGACGUCUAAGGGAGACAACAAGAGAGGAUUUCAGUCAGCGCUUUCCAUCUCACCAUGGAGGGUCCGCUCUGUUCACAAAUAAUCCACAAAUGCAAUUUGUCUAAAAUCUGCUGAAGAGGCAUGGCAGCCACUUCCACGCUGCUUUAGGUGGUGGGUAAAUAACAUGGCCUUUCAUAUAGAUCUAGUGGUUUUUUUUCAAAUAGUCCUAUGUGGAAUCCUUGAAAUGAUGCGGCUAAAUUCAAUAGACAUGAAAAAUACAAUAUGGAUUGUGGGUCCUGGCCGUAAGCUAUAUAUCGAACGAACCAACCGACGCAAAGCUCUAGGAGAGUGUUCACUUGAAAACAAUUCACAGCCUUCUUCCAGAUUAGCCAUAAUUACCAAAAAGAAGGGAGGGAGGGAGCGCAGCUAAAAACAUCCUCAACUUGGUAUAAAUAAUGACAAGUUUUUUUCCCUGGGUUGUCUACAUCUUAAAAGAUGGGAACAGAAGUUCACCUUGAUGCAUAAGCCUGGACAGAGUCAAGAAGCUCCUUCCUAGACCCAGAGUUUAAAAGUCUAGUGGAUGGCAGCACCCACCCCUCAUACAGAGGGACUCCCACAAAAGGCGGUCCAUUAAUUUUGUUUUAUAAACUUAAUGAACUUUUGCUAAAAACGGAUCCUGUGCCAGGUAGCAUGCCGAGUGCUGAGGCUGCCAUCCCUCCCCUCCCCCCAGAACCAGCCGACCAACCAACCUCCUCCUCAAGCCACAGGGCACCCGGGGGAGCCAGUCUUCCAGCACGUUGCCCUCCCAGCCUCCAGGUGUGUGGGCUCCAAUGACAGAUGGCACUGGCUUCACCUGUGGCGCCAGCUCAUACAUUUCAAUGAGAUUUCCCCCUGAAUAGCAAACAGAGAACCAGACUAAGUUCACACUCAUGGAAAAAUGUAUUUAAAAUUGUAUUUCACUGAAGCCCAGUUACAAGUAGAACCAUACUCUGUGAAUGUCUUAGGGUGUUAGAUAAACAUAUAUUUUGAAUAUCUAGUCAGGUUCCAGGUAAGAUAUCUGAUCUGUGCUUUGGUAUGUUUUUUUCUUUCUAUGAGCAGUUAUAACAACACAAUCUCAUUUUUAGGAUUUCAGAAGUGGGCCUUCAAGACGACAAGCAGUUGUCAGAGCUGGAUGACAGUUAGCAUUGUAAAGAUCAAGUGCUUUUUUUUGUGUCGAGGUAACCGGUUUAUAACAUUAUAUGUUUCAC
This is a messenger RNA of Physeter macrocephalus (sperm whale), 9843 nucleotides long. It is a transcript of the gene FHIP1A, whose product is annotated as FHF complex subunit HOOK interacting protein 1A. The transcript is spliced from 15 exons. The record is from RefSeq and is a predicted model, not a curated record. NCBI's taxonomy places the organism in Eukaryota, Metazoa, Chordata, Mammalia, Artiodactyla, Physeteridae. Bases 833 to 3970 code for a protein of 1045 amino acids.